Messenger RNA from Vicia villosa (hairy vetch), 381 nucleotides. RefSeq lists its product as uncharacterized. The record is from RefSeq and is a predicted model, not a curated record. NCBI's taxonomy places the organism in Eukaryota, Viridiplantae, Streptophyta, Magnoliopsida, Fabales, Fabaceae. The transcript has a single exon. The coding region runs from base 1 to 381 and encodes 126 amino acids.
AUGACGGUGGAUGUUGAACCAAACAACAUUGACGAGGCUCUCAAGAAGAAGGUGUGGGUGAAGGCCAAGAAGGAAGAACUUAAGGCGGUUGAAGAAAAUAAUACAUGGGAAUUGACUGUCUUGCUAAAGAACAAGAAAGCCAUCAGUAUGACAUGGACUUUCAAGAUAAAGUUGAAGCCAUAUUGGUCAAUUGCCAAGCAUAAAACAAGGUUAGUAGCUAGAGGAUUUAUACAAAAAUCUGGUUUAGACUACUUUAAAGUGUUUGCAUCUGUAGCUAGACGUAAAAUAAUAAGGUUGGUGAUUGCUAUAGCUGCAAAUCGGAAUUGGCCUAUGCUACCUUUAGAUGUAAAAUCUGCAAUUCUGAAUGAUCCAUUGCAAUAA